CGCGGUCCAGUGAUAAAGCGGCGCAGCGGCAGGGGGGGUGUAGGUAAACUGGUCCCACAUGGCCGGUGGAACUUUAGUCCGGUACUUGUGUUCUGUUCAACAAAGGAAAGCCGCUCAGAGCCCGUCGGACUAGGACUAAACUAACCCAGUGACACAACGGAGACAAACGAGGACACCUUUCAUUUACUACAUUUGACAGAACCAUUCCUACCUGUAACUAAAGGUGGUAAUGUCCUCCCACGAGUAAAAAAUAAAGGUGGAAGACGGUUUAGUCUACGGAAUGUGGAGCGGCUAAUCAUGUGUUGUUGUUGUUAGCUAAAUCGAAGCUAUAGUUUGAAGGGUUGUCACCACAGUGACACGAAGCCGAUAGCUGAAACAGACACCGAGUGCUGCAGGCAGGCAGCCGGGUAACGUUCAAUGGAUCCCCAGUUGUGGUGCUGUGAGGGGGACAGGCCUGCCAUCCGGAGGGCCUACCGGGACUCCAACCUGUUGAAUGAGCGGGUCCUGCACGCUCUGUUGCGGGCAGAAGACAAGUACCUCCCCUCUCCCAACUACUUCAAAUGCGUCCAGAGAGAAGUGGCUCCGUACAUGAGGAGGAUAGUGGCUACCUGGAUGUUGGAGGUGUGUGAGGAGCAGAAAUGUGAGGAGGAGGUGUUCCCUCUGGCUGUGAACUACAUGGACCGCUUCCUGUCGGUGGAGCCCACCAAGAAGAGCCACCUGCAGGUCCUGGGAGCCGCCUGCAUGUUCCUGGCUUCCAAACUGAAGGAAACGAUCCCGCUCACCGCUGAGAAGCUCUGCAUCUACACAGACAACUCCAUCACCCCGACUCAGCUGCUGCAAAUGGAGCUGGUGGUUCUGAACAAGCUGAAGUGGGACCUGGCCUCAGUUACCGCUCUGGACUUCAUCGAGCACUUCCUGUCCCAGCUGUCGGUUGUCAGAGAGCACCAGCCCAUCCUCAGGAAGCACGCUCAGACCUUUGUGGCUCUGUCUGCCACAGAUGUUAAAUUCAUCGCCAGCCCUCCGUCCAUGGUGGCCGCGGGCAGCAUGGUGGCGGCCGUGGAGGGCCUGCAGAUGAGAAUGGUGGGCACGAGCAUGAUGUCUAAGACACUGACGGAGCAGCUGGCACAGAUCAUCAGGAGCGACCCGGACUGUCUGAGGGCGUGUCAGGAACAAAUUGAGUCGCUGCUGGAAACCAGUCUCCGACAGGCCCAACGGCCGCAACACUCGGUUACCAUGGAGACUAAGAGCAUCAGUGAGGAGCAGGAUGUCUCGACGACGCCCACAGAUGUCCGGGACAUAAACAUCUGACGGAGAGCUGCCAGUCGCGCUGCUGGAGGAGGAAAGGGAAGCACGUGGAGCUGCCGACGUGGAUACAGAGUGAACUCUGGAGCGCUCACGAGAAACUGGACUCAACGUGUCAGGACAGUCUGAGCUGUGGCUGUUUCAAAGGCCUAGAAGGCCCGUCUGAACCCACCCCCUCCUCCCCAAAAUUGAAACUGUAGGCUCAGAGACUCAGUGGCGGUUCUAGACCAUUUCAAAUGGAGGGGCCAGGCUGGGGCCACAUGUGAUUUUUAGGGGUAUCAAAUAAAAGCACAAGUGUUGCAUACCACCAACCUUCCAUAGGUUUGGUUUUACAAAAGACUAAUAAUACACAUACAUAUAACAAUAAACACAAGAACAGUCAUACAGUGUUAACCUACAUUUUAUUUAUCACUGCACAUGAAUAAUAUCCUCUUUUUAUAAAGAUGGGUUCAAAAUGUAUGAAAAUAUUUGCUAUAGUUAGGUUUGCCAACGGGGGAUUGAGGCUUAAUAUUAAGUGGGCACUGGCCAACCUUAUUCUCCCCCACCACCCACCCACCCUUACAACCGCCACUGCAGAGACUGAAACUGAUCGGUGUAUUCCUGGACCUGUAUUUAUCAAACUUCCCAAUUGCACCAAAUUGUAGGAGUUGUUUGCUAAAAGUGAACAAUGAGAAAUAUUUAUCAAGUGGCCAACUUCUUCUCAAGUGUUGGAGCGAACUUCAACAGUUCAAAAUGAUCAAAUGGGGAAAACGGGACGUAAGCUCAUCUUAAAGAAGCAGUGCAGGAUUUAGUGGCAUCUAGCGGUGAGGUCGCACACUACAACCAGCCCUUCACUCCCUUUCAAAGCGCGAGGGAUAUGCUAAAAUGUAAUUACCGCACGAGUGUGGUUGCAUCUCGAUAUUAAGGGUCGCAACGGAUCACUGAGCUCCAGGGUUAGGAUCGAAUCAUGGUUUUCAGUCACAGAUCGCAUCAAUUUUUUAUUUAUUUUUUUUAAUGCAUGGCUUUUUGAGUUCUUCCGCUACUCAGUAGACAUCAACUGCUUUUAACAUGUGCCGUUCACUUGAACAGAAAAUUGCGUUGCCUGUAUCUUUUCACGGCAACCCUCCAUAGAGGUGUAUCAGCCUACUUUAAGUAACCGCGACAGUACAAAUGUAUUUCACACUAUUAUGGUUUAACUUUGCAAUUAAUUCACGGUUCACAUGCAUUCGGAACCGUGAGUGUUGCUCCGUAUGGACCACAGAUCAACUAUGGUCUGUUACACCACUACUUAUUACCGAGUUGUGUCUUCAUGUGUAACUGGCCUCAUAUUUAGUCCCUACGUCUCGUAGCAGGCUUCAGGGAACCGCCUGUGUUGAGUUUUGGCCUCUACCAGCUACAGCAGCCUUCAGGUUACGGUGUUUGGUUUUUAGAAACAUGGCGGGCUCAUUCUAAGCUAACGGAAACACAAUUCAGGUGAUUAUACACUAAUGACAACAUAAUUAUGAAUAUUGUAUUCCAUUUCUGCCAAUGGUUUUAACUUCACAUUACAUGUUAGACAUAUUAACCUUUACUGCAUUCUACAGUCAUUUAAAAACCUGACAGAAGGUGUGUGCCCAAUGUUAGAGACCUUCCUUGAUUGAGCAUUUUAGAGUCUUAAUAUGAUAUAUCCUGUAGCUUGUAUUCUAAAUUUUGAAAUUUAGGAGUAAAAGUGAAGGAGAUUUUAAUUUUUCACUUUUAUCAGUUUGCUGAAAACAGGGCCUGCUCAGUAUGUAAACUAAGAACACAUACACAAAACGGUAAUAAUACUGGGUUUACAGUAUGAGCUAUAAUGUUUUGCUUUAAGAUGUGAUGGACUUGGAACUGUCAAAAAGGAACAAUGGUAUCCACAUAACAUCUGUAAUUAUCUGUGAGGUUCCUGAAUUUGGAGCCGACACAGUAUUUGGCUCAUAUAAUAUACCUUCAGUAUAUGGAAACCAACCAUCAUGAGAUCGAAGCACAACGUGAUCUUCUGAUGUGAUGCAUUGUAGAGCACAUCUCCCACCACUAGAGGGAAGUCAGUUACUUGGGAUGUUGUAGCCACCAAACAACAUUCUCAAUUUUUGGAUCUGUGGAGCUAACUGGCAUCCAACUGCAGUAUCGUCGGAUCAGGAGCAAGGGUCUCUGACAGGAAUUUCAUUACUGGUGUGCAUCAGAAGCAAAAGAGCCCCAGUAACUAUCUAAAGCAAUAUAAGGGAUUUUACAGGGUUGAGAGUUAUGGAAGACUGUAAUGAUAGAAACUUAUUUCAUUUCCACCUCAAGCAAAAAGUUAAAAAAAAUGCAACGAUAUUUCUGUAUCUUUAUUGGUGUGUUGUCUCUAGUCACUAGAUCAUUAAUGACCCGUUGUCAGACUGGUAAACAACUUGAAAACAAUUUUUCGCCACACGCAGAAAGUCUUAAAAGGGAUAAUGCUGAAGAUUAUAUGAGGUGUUCCAGUUUAUUCUGCUCCUUAUAUUUAUUUCAUGUCACUUGACUUAACAGCUAAAAGUUGAGUUUUUCUAAAACGGAGUCUGUUUCUGGAUUCAGCUGCUCUUUUAACAUUACCGUUAGUCUUUUGAAGGUACUACUAUUUUGCUUCUUUGAAAAGAGAAGCCACAACAAAUUGAUGUACCUACAUAGUGGUAUGAUGAACUUUUCUAUUUUAACUUUUAGGGUAUUGCCCUCAGGACAUAAGCUUUUAUCAGGUUAAGCCCUAACUUGGUGUUUCAGCUGCUGUCUUAGGAUGGAGUGUAACAGUGUAUUAAAGGAAUACUGAUAACACUAUUGAA
This is a messenger RNA of Perca flavescens (yellow perch), 4085 nucleotides long. RefSeq names its product G1/S-specific cyclin-D1. Bases 418 to 1308 code for a protein of 296 amino acids. The transcript is spliced from 5 exons. The record is from RefSeq and is a predicted model, not a curated record. NCBI's taxonomy places the organism in Eukaryota, Metazoa, Chordata, Actinopteri, Perciformes, Percidae.